Gasterosteus aculeatus aculeatus (three-spined stickleback) is the source of this 453-nucleotide messenger RNA. It is a transcript of the gene dpy30, whose product is annotated as dpy-30 histone methyltransferase complex regulatory subunit. The record is from RefSeq and is a predicted model, not a curated record. NCBI's taxonomy places the organism in Eukaryota, Metazoa, Chordata, Actinopteri, Perciformes, Gasterosteidae. Gene Ontology annotation, cellular component: Set1C/COMPASS complex.
GACGCUAGAAAGCAGCAGGACCCCCGUAGAAGAAGAAGCGUCGUGCUACGUCACACAGCGUUACCAUCCACAACAAACAUGGCGGACGAUCACACAGAUGUGGACACGUCCAUGGAGGGACACACUCCAGUCUCUGAGAAUCCUCACGGCGAGUACGGUGUGACAGACAGCCUCCAGAGGACGGUGGAGAACGAGAAGGCGGGCUCGGAGAAGAUGUCCAAGCAGAAGGUGGACCUGCAGGCGCUGCCGACACGGGCCUACCUGGACCAGACCGUGGUCCCGAUCCUGCUGCAGGGUCUAUCGCUGCUCGCCAAGGACAGACCUCCGAACCCCAUCGAGUACCUGGCGGCCUUCCUGCUUAAGAACAAGUCCCAGUUUGAGGAGAGGAACUAAACCUCACAUUUGUUCAUAAACUGUUGCUUUUUAUUUUCCACAAUAAACAUGUUGAUGAAA